UCUGUGGAACAAGGGAAAAGUAGUUGGAGAAAUGGCGGAAACCAAAAUAAUUUAUCACAUUGACGAAGAGGAGACGCCGUAUUUGGUGAAGAUUCCCAUACCGGCUGAGAAAAUCACUUUGCUGGAUUUCAAACAAGUCUUGAACAAGCCAAACUACAAAUUCUUCUUCAAGUCUAUGGACCAGGACUUCGGAGUGGUAAAGGAGGAAAUUUCUGAUGACGGUGCCAAGCUGCCCUGCUUCAACGGACGUGUGGUGUCCUGGCUGGUGUCCUCAGAUGUUCCUGCAGCAGAACCUGCUCCUCCUCCAGUGGAGGUCCAUGCUCAGCCCUCCCCUCCGCCUCCCCCACUUCCCCCCCCUCCAGUGGAGAGGACUGGGGGAAUUGGUGACUCCAGACCACCCUCAUUCCAUCCUAACGCUGCCGGCAGUGUGGAAACGCUGGAUGAGCAGACAGAGACGGAGUCUGUGGUCUCCUUCCGAAGAGAGAGGCCUCGGCACAGAGAAAGCAUGGAGCCCCAUGGGUCUCGUAUGAAUGGUCAGUCCCGCAUGGAGAGGCACUUGGCUGGUUAUGAGAGUGCCACCACAGUAAUGAGCAGUGAGCUGGACACCACCAGCUUCUGCGACUCGGAUGACGACGACACCAUGAGCAGGUUCAGUAGUUCUACUGAACAGAGCACUGCUUCCAGACUGCUGAAGCGGCAUCGUAGGCGUAGGAAACAGCGCCCCCCAAGGCUUGAGAGGGCAUCAUCUUUCAGUAGUGUCACAGACUCCACUAUGUCACUAAACAUCAUCACAGUCACACUCAACAUGGAGAAGUAUAAUUUCCUGGGCAUUAGUAUCGUGGGCCAGAGCAAUGAACGUGGGGAUGGAGGUAUCUACAUUGGCUCCAUCAUGAAGGGAGGAGCAGUGGCUGCUGAUGGGCGCAUUGAACCUGGGGACAUGCUGCUGCAGGUGAAUGAUAUUAAUUUUGAGAACAUGAGCAACGAUGAUGCAGUCAGAGUUCUGCGGGACAUUGUGCACAAACCAGGACCCAUCACGCUGACAGUGGCUAAAUGCUGGGACCCCUCACCUCAAGGCUACUUCACACUUCCACGCAAUGAGCCCAUCCGACCUAUAGAUCCUGCAGCUUGGGUCAGCCAUUCAGUGGCUAUGACGGGGGCCUACCCGGCUUAUCCAGGCAGUACCAUUACCUCCAGCUCCUCUGUUACUGAGACUGAACGUUUUGAUGAAUUUAACCUGUCCCUUCAUUCUGAUAUGGCAUCAGUGGCAAAGGCUAUGGCCUCUCCUGAGUCAGGCCUAGAGGUCAGAGAUAGGAUGUGGCUCAAGAUCACCAUCCCUAAUGCCUUCUUGGGGUCAGAUGUGGUUGAAUGGCUCUAUCACCACAUUGAGGGCUUUCAGGAUCGCCGGGAGGCUCGUAAGUACGCUAGUAAUCUGCUGAAGGCCGGCUUCAUCAGACACACCGUCAAUAAGAUCACUUUCUCUGAGCAGUGCUACUACAUCUUUGGAGACUUCAGUGACUGUGAGAACUACAUGGCCAACCUGUCCCUCAAUGAUAAUGACGGCUCCAGUGGUGCUUCUGACCAGGACACACUAGCCCCUCUGCCGUUACCUGGGGCAACACCAUGGCCUCUGCUACACUCUUUCCCAUACCAGUACCCCCACCCGUAUUCUAGCCAGCCUCCACCCUACCAUGAGCUCUCCAGCUACAGCUAUGCCCCAGGAAGCACUGGCAGCCAGCACAGUGAGGGGAGUCGGAGCAGUGGCUCUACUCGGAGUGAAGGCGAGAGGAGGCGGGGCAGUAAGAGUGGAGCUAGCAGCACGGUGGGUGGCAGUAUGCGUGAUGACAAAUCUCCGAACGGGGGCGGGGCGGACUCUCGCUCAGGCAGUGGCAGCGAGUCUGAAUAUUCUGUGCGCAGCAGCCUAAGACGGGACCAUGGCUCGGCCACGCCCAGCGAGCACAGCCAUGCCAGUCAGCGCUCGCAUCACCGGGCUCCGCCCCCUCACCUUGCUCCUUAUCCACCUGGCAUUCCCAUUCCCUACAACCCUAUGAUGGUGAUGAUGGUGCCACAACACCCACAUCCACAUCCAACACUGGGUGCAGCCCAUCCUCAGGCCCCCAACACGCCACUUCACCCUGGCCUGCCUCCCCCAAGCAACCCUGGAGGGCCUCCUGGAGCUCCUCCUACUCGUGAUCUGGGAUCAGUCCCACCUGAGCUCACUGCCUCCAGGCAGUCUUUCCACCUGGCUAUGGGUAACCCCAGUGAAUUCUUUGUGGAUGUUAUGUAGUGAAGGUUAUGCUGGGAUUGUGUCUGCAGGAUGAAUGACCUAGAGAGUGAAUGAACAAAUUAGUGAAUGAGAAACACGUGAGUUUUAAUCAUAUAAUAACUGAGCCGCACUCAGUGUGUGACUGAGAUAUAACAUUUGGUAUCAAUGCAGGAUAGCUCUUUAGAGUUGGUGUCUAUCUGCUAGUAGGAACAGGGUUUCUGUAUAAUGCUAGAAGUCUUGCACAGUUCCCAUUUAGCACAACAAUGUAAGAUGGAUUUGGUCUCGCUGACAUAAAAUGCAACAGGGUUUUGCCUCCCUAAUCGUACUGUUAAAAAGUGUUUCCUUCACCAAAUAUUUCUUGACUUUUUUCUGUAAAUAUUUUACUCAUCAUGCAGGGUGCAUGAUACUGCCAUUUACAUAGGAAAAUUUUUGAGGGCCCCUUCUGCGCUCUGAUAAUAUUUGUCUUGGCAAAAGACAUACUGCCAAAUGUUAGUUCUUUUGAUCUCAGAAUUUGUUUGGGUUCAUCAGUUUCUACACAACCUGCAUACUUUAUAUUGAUUGGAAAAUAUAAAAUCAUCUUUUCCAUUGGGACACUAUUGGGCUUUCACAAAAAUAAUUAAAUGAAAACUAGUCAUUUUGGGAAAAUAUGUUAAACAAUUAGUUUUCUAAAAAGAAAAAAAUGACCAAGUUUGCAAAGGAUAAUGGAUGUGUUUGAUGAGGCAGCUAUGAAGUGACAUUAGUAAGCAGAAAUCCUUGUAGACAUGCUCCUCCAAAAUAGGGCAAAGAUCUAAUAUUCCUUUGCAAAAUUAAAUUGCUGUAAUUAGUGACAUUAAAUGUGAAAACAGGGUGAUGAACAUUUAUUUACUAUUGUCAUUUUCUAUGGGGUUGUGGACUGAAGUUGAUUUCAUUUAGGUCCAGUAUAAUCAUCAAAAAAAAAAAAAAAAAAAAAAAAAAAAAAAAAGCCCAAACGUCCACUUCCAGACACAUCCUAAUAUGUUAGCGGGCUAAAAUCAUGGUACAGGUACUCCAGGUACUCAGAGAGGAAGAGUUGAUACCAAAACUGGUGCUUGUGCAGGGUAAUAUGGGCUGGUUUUAUAAUCCUCAUAUUUCACCUUUCUACUUGUUUUCUGUAGGCCAACAAACAUAACCAUUUUUGUAUGAAAAUAUAUAGAUGUAAUCAGAACAUACAGGUGCUAAAUGAAGAUGUGUCUCAGAACAGUGCCACUUGUGUGUAAUGUUUUGAUAUGUUGUCACUUUUUUUUCGUACUCAAAAUAAAUUUGUAAUAGAA
Messenger RNA from Electrophorus electricus (electric eel), 3552 nucleotides. RefSeq names its product dishevelled segment polarity protein 2 (gene dvl2). Gene Ontology annotation, biological process: intracellular signal transduction; canonical Wnt signaling pathway. Gene Ontology annotation, molecular function: frizzled binding. NCBI's taxonomy places the organism in Eukaryota, Metazoa, Chordata, Actinopteri, Gymnotiformes, Gymnotidae. The record is from RefSeq and is a predicted model, not a curated record. Gene Ontology annotation, cellular component: cytosol.